Messenger RNA from Dictyostelium discoideum AX4, 2823 nucleotides. RefSeq lists its product as hypothetical. The coding region runs from base 1 to 2823 and encodes 940 amino acids. The transcript has a single exon. NCBI's taxonomy places the organism in Eukaryota, Evosea, Eumycetozoa, Dictyosteliales, Dictyosteliaceae. The record is from RefSeq and is a predicted model, not a curated record. Gene Ontology annotation, molecular function: ATP binding; nucleic acid binding; ATP hydrolysis activity.
AUGGCAAAAAAGAAAUUUGUAGAAAAUACAAACUGGAAAAAGAUUGACACAGAUAAUCAAUUAAUUUUUGAACAAGGUGGUUUUUUAGGUUUGGAAGAAAUUGAUCCAAAUGAUUACUUUUUAACUGAUAAAAAUGUUGAUAAAAUUGAAAAACAACAAAAACAAAAACAAAAACAAGAACAAGAACAAGAACAAAAACCAACAAACAAAUUAACAACAAAAUCAACAACAAAAUCAACACCAGUACAAAACAAGAAUCAAAAACCAGUUGACAAAAAGAGAAAAUCAAAAAAAGGUAAUGAUGAUUCAGAUAAUGAAUAUAGUGGUUAUCAAGAUGAUAGCGAUCAAGAUGAUGAAUACUCUGCAGCUAAAAAGAAACCAAGAAUUAUAAAACCAACUGAAACAGUUGACAUGGGUACUGAAUUAUUAAAUUCUUUUGUUGAAGGUACUGUCCAUAAUAAAAAGAAACAAAGAAAAGGAAUAAAAGUUAAACAAAUUAUCGAUGAUAAUGAUAAUGAUUUUGAAGAUGAAGAGGAAGAAGUUAAACCACAACAAAAAUUACAAAAACAAAAACAACAAGAACAAAAGCAAAAACAACCACAAAAACAACCACAACAACCAAAUAAAAAAAAUAAUAAAAAGGAAUUACAAAAAGAAGAAGAGGAACAAAUGGAGGAGGAGAAGGAGGAAGAAGAAGUACAACAAGAAGAAGAAGAAGAAAAAGAAAUUAAAAAACCAAUUAAAGAAAAAAAAGUUAAAACUCAAAAACAAAUUGAAGCAGCUAAAAAAAAUAUUAAUAAAUUAGAAAAGAUUAAAAAGAGAAAAGAGAUUUCAGAACAAAAAACAAUUUCAAAAGAGGAACAAGAUCAAUUAGAUAUGUCAGAAUGGAAUAGUUAUAAUCUUGAUCCAUUAAUUCUUAAAGGUUUACGUUCAUUAGGUUUCUCAAAACCAACAGAAAUUCAAUCAUCUGUUAUUCCAGUUGCAGUUUCAUCAGGUUAUGAUGUUAUUGGUGCAGCUCAAACUGGUUCGGGUAAAACUUUAGCAUUUGGUAUUCCAAUGGUACAAAGAAUUUUACAACAUUUAAGAAAACAUGGUCAAAAUGUUGAAAAUAAAGCUAACAAACAACAAAAUGAUAAUGAUGACGAAAAUGAAGAUGUUGAAGAGGAGGAGGAAGAAGAGGAAGAAGAGGGUAGAUCAAAAGAAUAUAGAAAAUUAUUUUCAUUAGUAAUUUGUCCAACUAGAGAAUUAGCAAUUCAAGUUACAAAUCAUAUUAAAUCAAUUAUUUCACAUACAAAUUUAAAGGUUAUUUCAAUUGUUGGUGGUAUGGCAUCACAAAGACAACAAAGAGUUUUAUCAAAGAGACCAGAGAUUGUUGUUGCGACACCAGGUCGUCUUUGGGAAUUAAUUACUGAAGGUCAUCAACAUUUAGUUGAAUUGGAAAGUUUAUUAUGUUUAGGUAUUGAUGAAGCAGAUCGUAUGGUUGAACAAGGUCAUUUCGCAGAGUUGGAAAGUAUUUUAAAGACAUUACCAAUUCAUCGUACAGCAAUGUCAAAGAAAGAAAGAUUAAAAAAGAAAGAAACCGAAGAAAAGCGUAAUAAACGUAGAAAAGUUGAUAAAUUAAAUGACAAGGGUGAAAUGAUUAAAGGCGAUCAAGAUGAUAUGGAUGAUCAAAUUCCAGAUGAAGAAAUGGAAGAAUUAGAACAAGAGGAACAAAACCAUCUUACAACUACACACAAAAGACAAACAUUUGUUUUCUCUGCAACACUUGUAAACAUACCAGGUGAUGGUGCACCAACAAGUCAAAAAAAGAAAUAUAGAAAAUUGACACCAAUUGAAAAUUUAAUUGAAAAAGUUCGUUUCCAACGUGACUAUAAAUUAAUUGAUGUGACUCAAAAGAGAUUGACAGCAAAGAAUCUUUUAGAAACUAAAAUCUUUUGUAAUCUUGAAGAAAAGGAUAUGUAUCUUUAUUACUUUGUUGAAAGAUAUCCAGGUCGUACAUUGGUAUUUGUAAAUUCAAUUGAUUGUGCACGUCGUUUAAUUCCAAUUUUCAAUAUAUUAGAGGUACCAGUAUUUGCACUCCAUGCACAAAUGCAACAAAAGCAACGUUUAAAGAAUCUUGAUCGUUUCCGUACUUUAGAUAAUGUGGUUUUAAUUGCAACCGAUGUUGCCGCUCGUGGUUUAGAUAUUCCAUUGGUUCAACAUGUAAUUCAUUAUCAAGUACCACGUACAACUCAAUUAUACAUUCAUCGUAGUGGUCGUACUGCUCGUUCAGAUCAAGAUGGUAUUUCAGUUGUAUUGGUAACUCCAAAAGAACGUCCACUCUAUAUUAAAUUGGAUUCUUCAAUCGAGCAUGAUAUUGGUAAUUUCCCAACCGAUAUUCGUUAUAUGGAGGGUGUUAGAGAUAGAAUUGAAUUGGCAAAAGAAAUCGAUAAAUUAUCUCAUCAAUCAUUAAAAGAUAAUAGAGAGAAAAGUUGGUUCAAAAAACAAGCUGAAGAAAUGGAUAUCGAAUUGGAUGGUGACUUUUUCGGUGAAAACUCUGAUGAUGAACAAUCUGAAGAUACUCGUAUAGCUGAACAAAAGAAACAAUUUAAAUUAAAACAAUUAAGAGCUCAAUUGAAACACUUACUCUCUCGUUCACUUUUACCAAGAGGUGUUUCUCAAUCCUAUAUCACUGCUUCUGCAAUUCAAGAAUUAGAAUCAAAGAGUCAAUCUUCCGCUGCAACUGAUUUCUCAAAUAAAGCUAAAAAUGUAAUUGGUAAAAAAGCAAAACAACUUGCAAUUGAAAAUCAUUCAAAAUUUUUAACAAAAAAUAAAAAGAAAUAA